This is a messenger RNA of Ipomoea nil (Japanese morning glory), 441 nucleotides long. RefSeq names its product protein WUSCHEL-like. Gene Ontology annotation, molecular function: DNA-binding transcription factor activity; DNA binding. NCBI's taxonomy places the organism in Eukaryota, Viridiplantae, Streptophyta, Magnoliopsida, Solanales, Convolvulaceae. Gene Ontology annotation, biological process: plant organ development. The coding region runs from base 1 to 441 and encodes 146 amino acids. The transcript has a single exon. The record is from RefSeq and is a predicted model, not a curated record.
AUGGACGCUGAAGGGCAACAAUGCAUUGGACAAAAGGUGCAGCAAGGUGGGGAAGAGAACAAUAAGUGCAGUAGUAGGAGGUGGAAGCCGACAGUGGAGCAAUUGGAAAUGUUGGAAGAGCUUUACUACAAGCAGAGGAUGAUGAGGCCAUCGACGGAGGAGAUAGAGAGGUUAUCGUUGAGGCUGAGGCAGCUGGGGAAGAUUGAGGCCAAAAACGUGUUUUACUGGUUUCAGAACCAGAGAAACCGGGAGAGGCACCCUAGAAAACGCCCUGCAAUAAUAUCCCCCGCCCCGCCUGCUGGAGAUUUGCUGCAUAACAAUUAUAAUAAUGCUGCACCAAAGCGUUCAAAGCCUCCACAAACCCUCUCUCUCUUCCCAAUGCAUGGCCAUGCCGAUAGUGUCUCCCUUGAGCUCACCCUUCGUCCCUACUCUCCGGAGUAA